Microplitis demolitor is the source of this 1243-nucleotide messenger RNA. Its product is annotated as serine/threonine-protein phosphatase 2A activator. Gene Ontology annotation, biological process: mitotic spindle organization. NCBI's taxonomy places the organism in Eukaryota, Metazoa, Arthropoda, Insecta, Hymenoptera, Braconidae. The coding region runs from base 134 to 1159 and encodes 341 amino acids. Gene Ontology annotation, cellular component: nucleus; protein phosphatase type 2A complex; cytoplasm. The record is from RefSeq and is a predicted model, not a curated record. The transcript has 8 exons. Gene Ontology annotation, molecular function: protein tyrosine phosphatase activator activity; peptidyl-prolyl cis-trans isomerase activity.
UUAUAAUUCUAAAAAGUUUAUUGUUUUGUUUAUACUAUCAAGUACUCAACUAAUUACUUUAUCAAUCCGUCAACGCAUCUAUUUAUCAGUUUUGAAUUUCCCGGCAUAAAUAAUUUAUAAGUUAUAAGUAAAAAUGUCCGUAUCUAGUGCGAGUGCUUCAGAAAGUCAAAUCGUUGGUGAUGAUCAUGAAUUUGUUGUGCCACAAAAAUGUAUCAAAAAACCAGAGGAUAUGGCAGUAUGGGAAAAGUCUGAAGCGUAUUGUGAAUACUUGGGAUUUAUACUGGCACUGAAUGAAGCGACAAAAGGAAAAUCGUUGGAUGCUGAGUGUCCUCAAGGAGAGCAAGUCAAAAAAACAGUAACAAUGCUGGAUAAAUUUGACCAGUGGUUGACAGAAAUACCACCGACUGAACAGCCUCAAAGAUUUGGUAAUAAAUCAUUUCGCGAGUGGUACAAAAGGCUAGAAGAGUUGGGAGAGGAAGAGCUAAAAAAAGUGCUACCAGAUAAUUUACAUCGCGCAUCGCCAGAAUUAUUCAAAUAUUUAUGCGAAGGGUUCGGUAACCCAACGCGCAUUGACUAUGGUACUGGUCAUGAAAUGUCAUUUAUUAUGUUUUUAUGCUGUAUGUUUAAAAUAGGAGCUUAUAAAUCCGAUGACAAAGUCGCUGUUGUUAAAUUAUUUAACCGAUAUUUAGAAUUAGUGCGACGUCUUCAAUUAGUCUAUCGCAUGGAGCCGGCUGGUAGUCAUGGGGUUUGGAGUCUAGAUGACUAUCAAUUCGUUCCAUUUAUAUGGGGAAGUUCACAAUUAGUUGGACAUCCACGUAUUGAACCCAGACACUUUGUAGAUCCCGGAAUAAUGGAGACGUUUAAACGCCAGUAUAUGUUUUUGGGAUGUAUUGAAUUUAUUUCGAAAGUGAAGAUCGGGCCAUUUGCCGAGCACUCAAACCAGCUUUGGAACGUCAGCGCCGUGAACUCCUGGUCAAAAGUAAACGCCGGGUUGAUACGAAUGUACAAAGCGGAAGUACUCGCUAAGUUUCCAGUUAUCCAGCAUGUACUUUUCGGGUCAUUGUUGUCAUUGAAACCAGCACCUCCUGGUCCCACAGCGGCCUCCAGAAACCCAAAGUUUCCAGCUCCGAAGCCGCCUAUCGCUACUCCGCGACAAUAAUUCUUUAUUAUUUCAGCUGGUUAAUUUAAAUUUAUUCUACCAUCACAAUGUACUAUAAUUACAAGCAAUAAUUAAUAAAUAAUU